CGAUCAAGAAAAAGAGAGUACGAUGAGAGGAAGAACAAUUGAAGAAAGAAGAGAAUAUAUAUGUAUAUGUAUAUGUAUCAGGAACGUGACGAGGAUGACAAAUUAACGUGGAAGAGUAUGCUUGAAAGGAGUGAGUCAAUCGUUACGUUUGAAAGACAGAGAAAUGGAAAGAAAGAGAGGAAGGGAUAAAAUACUUGGACGAAUAAGCAGACAGUGAAAAAAGAGUCUUUGCGGGAGUCGCCUUCGGCUGCUCCCUGCUGCACCCACGUGCAGGCUGUUUGCUCAAUUUCCAUCGGACAACAUCGGAGCAUUUUUAUCCUAGAUUUAUUCAAAAUUACCCCUCGAUACUCGGCAAAUGUAUUAAGAGAAAUUAAUAUCGAGAAAAGUGAAGGUAAACGUUGGUGUGAACGCAAGAAUGAAUGCGACGGCUUUAAAGUGAGAUUGUGCUACGUACUUGUUACGAAGACAUCGUAAAAUUAUGUGUCAAAAUUAUCUAUUAUCGAUUGAACGCGACGACGGUGACCGAUUCAUCCAUCGCCUAUCGCAAAUGCAAGGAUGAAUUGUUGCGUUUACAACAAGUGAGAUUAUUCGAUAAUGUUGGCGAAAUUGUUAAGAAUUUCUUCAGCUUUCAAUUGAUAUACAUAUACCUACUUCCGUCGGAAACUGAGUCGGUGAUUCGAGCAAUCCUUUUUCAGUAAUCGCAUUUCCUUUGACCGGCGAUAACAAGUAUAUAAUAUGUACAUGUAUUAUUACAAUUUCUGGUUUAUUAUUUGGUUGUGAUGUAUUUCAGUGAAUAAUGAAGAUUCUCUGCUAAAAUCACUGCUCGUGUUACAAUAUGGGAUUAGACACAGAGCUUACCGGCAUUCUUCGGGGUAAGUCAAGUCAAGUCAAGUCAAGUCAAGUCAAGUCAAGUAAUUUUAAUUUUAUAUACCUAUUACAUAUAUGAACACACGAUGUGGUGCAGUUUUUGGAAUGUCUACGAGAAGUGAAACUUCCAACCAGUCUAGAAUGUAUACGAAACAAUUUGCUGAUACGUUCGAAAGACACAUUGACGAUGUUCAUGGUGGAGAGACUCGGGGCAUCGAAUUCUCCUGAGCCGUACUUAAACAUGAACGCAGCCAGACCGAAGGGUUUGCUGGCGACAUUAAAAACGGAAAGCUCCGAGCUUCAGGAAUACGUGGGAGCAGAGGAAUCUCGAACGCAAAAACAACACCAACAACACCAAGAUUAUUACGAGACUUUACGAACGAUUGACUCGACGACGAAUAAUGUGUUUGUGGUAAACAAUGAAACGGCCGCCAGUCAUCCUGACACAGAGGAACAAAUUGAAAAUACGCUCUUCGACGUUUAUACGAAUUUGUCGGCGGCGCAAGCGAAAAAUAAAUGUCAAAUCUACGGUUCCCUUGAUAGGAGAGAAGGAAAGAAAUUAUUCGUUUUCGAACAAUAUCGACCGUGUUGGGUUGGUUUAAUCGGAUUACACUUGUUGAUCUAUGGAAGCGAUCGUGACAAUCGUCCUUGCACGAUUUUACCGAUACACGGUUAUAUGGCUCGAGCUGCUCCAAACGCUAUUCCUCGAGAUCAACGACGAAGCGAAAGUACCUUUGAGAUAUUUUGUCCUGGCAGUAGAACCUUUCAGUUUGUCGCGAGAAAUCGAAAAAAUAUGGAAGAGUGGAUAGCGAAAAUUUGCGAGUUAGGAGGUGUCGAAAAAACUGACCAUAAAAUAUCGUCAAAAGCUACGGCGAUUAACGCAUUGGUAGAAAGCGAUACAACGCGUCCAGACGAGCAGAAAAAUUCGAAUUGUAAAGAAGAACGAUACCAAGAUGUAGGAUCGUUAACUAUCGAUAACGUUUCCGAAGAAGCAAAUUCGAUCCUGACAAACGUUGUUAGCGAACAUAUCGAUAAAGAAACAAAUGAUUCUUCUUCGAAAGAUACGUCUCGCGAAAUCACUAAUUCUUCUUCUUCUUCUUCUUCUUCUUCUUCGUCUCUUCCUCCUCUACUUGUUUCUACUUGUACUAUCGUUCCUGCUGCAUCUUCUGUUCUUUCACCGCCUCCACCACCUCCGCCACCACCUCCGCCACCUUCCUCCCCUGCUCGUAUUCUUAAUACUUCAUCGAUUUCUCAAAUCCCACGGAAAUUACCUUCUUUACCUGUACAUCUUUCGUCUUACGAAUUUCUUGACGAGGAAGAAGACGACAUUUAUCACAAGAUCGAAGAUUUCAGAGAUUCGACGCGAUACGGAAAUGUUGGUGAAACUGAAACGGAUAAUGCUCGAUCUAAGAAAGAACCUGUAACUUACGACGAUGUUCGCGCAAACAUCAAAGGCGAAAGUACAUCCGAUCACGAACAAACAAGGAAAGAUUCCAAGAACGUUGCAAGAAAAUCGUUCAACUUACAAAACGAAACGACUUAUGACGAUACCACGACAAAUACCAUAUCGAAAGAUAUUAAAAAGGUUGCAGUCAACGAACAAGCCAAGUUUGUCUCCUACGACGAUGUCGAGAAUUUAGCUUUAGCGAGAUCGACCAAAGUUCGAGGAACGGACAAGACGGACGAAUCGACGAAAUCACCGCAAAAGAAAUCCUUUUUGGACAGAGUGAGAAGCAAGAAAGAGUCCCCGAAGAAAAUUGAGAAAAAAGUAAAAUGUAAAACUUCGAUAUCGCCACCGCAACCGGCUCCGGCUUCCGUUUCGACUUCGCUGCUUGUAAACGAUCAGUCAUCACCGCCGAUUUACUAUGACGAUGUAUCCGAUUUGACUAAUAUUCAACAAAUGAAACGUUUCGAAGAAGAAAAUUCAGAGUACACCUGUCCGCCCGCGCCUAGACCGAUUUACGUGAAACCACCUACAAUUGUCGGUACGGUGACAGAUUCGCAGGAAUUUUACGACGACGUUGGUACAUAUCGUGAAAGACACGAGAAAGAUCACGAUCGUGACUUGUGUAAAUUUCAUCAGCCGAAGAAACAUCAAGUUCCCAUGGAUAACGACCGCUCCUUAUUGUGCGAAAAUAUCCAAGAUAACGAACAUUAUAAAACACCACGCAUCGAUGCUGGUCAUUCUAAGAGUAUCCUUAUCGAUCAACGAGACGAACUGUACGACGAUAUUGCGAUACUCGCAGACUUUACAGCACGACAAAAGGAAUAUUUCGGUAAAAAGAAUAGCGAAGAAAUAACGAAGCUGCAAGUUAGUCCGGAAAAAAGAUCAUGGAAUAGAUUUGUUAGCGGAAAAAAAUCUAAAACGUUCGAUUCGACUGUUUCUGAAACGAACAGCCGAGUCUCGAACGGAACCGAAGACACGACGGAUGAUUUUAACGAGCAACAAAGCUCGAUGCGAAUGAACACGAUUCAAAAAUUGAUCAGCAGAAUGGAGAACUCUUUUGGCAAAGCAUCCGUCAGGACAGCGUCAUCGAUGCUGUUGAAUAAAACGAACGUGGCCAACAAUGCAUAACAUUUUAAAAGAAAUGCUUAAAUGCAUGGCAUCCCAUUUCAUUUUUCUUUCCUUCUUCUAUUCGAGACAAUUAUUUACAGACCAAAGAUAGUACAUUACUUAUUUCUAUCCUAUGAAAAUGCUUAUUUGUAAGAAUUUUUUCAUCUUACAGAAUAAACGACUGUCCCUGAUA
Osmia bicornis bicornis is the source of this 3614-nucleotide messenger RNA. RefSeq lists its product as uncharacterized. The record is from RefSeq and is a predicted model, not a curated record. Bases 1055 to 3442 code for a protein of 795 amino acids. The transcript is spliced from 6 exons. NCBI's taxonomy places the organism in Eukaryota, Metazoa, Arthropoda, Insecta, Hymenoptera, Megachilidae.